UGAUACUUUUUGAACAGCGUUUGUGAAAUCAUGUGUAACGGUGCUUUUUUUUGUUUUUGUUGUCAGGACUGGAACGUGACUUGGUACACCAGCAAGCCCGACCUGACGCAGUGCUUCCAACACACCGUCCUGGUUUGCUUGCCAUGCGUUUUCCUGUGGACCUUCUGUCCCCUCUACCUGCUUUACCUGCAUCUUCGACCCCGGCGACAGCCCCUCCCGCUCUCAUUACUGUGCUGCACCAAGACACUGCUAAGCUUGAGUCUGGCGUCGUUGAGUCUCCUGGAGAUUUUCUACCUCCUGGUGAAGAAGAACGACGAACUCCACACUCACGCCGUCUUCUUGCUUGGCCCGCUCGUCCGAUCCUUCACUUUCGUGCUGUCCGUCGUCGUUGUCCACGUGGAGAGGAGAAAAGGCACCCGCUCGUCAGUCCUGCUUUUCCUCUUCUGGACUCUUCUGGUUCUUUGCACUGUCCCUCCUCUCAAGGUUAUCGUGGAGCAGAUUCUUGAUCAGAGCUUUUGGUCAGACGGCGUCCGUUUUGUGGCCUUUUUCAUCUGUUUUUCCCUUCAAGUCAUCCAAGUGGUGCUGAGCGGCUUCUCGGACCGGCGACCGCUCGGCGCCCGCCGCGUUGAGAACCCAUGUCCUGAAGAAGAUGCCUCCUUCCUUUCCAACUUUUUCUUUUUUUGGUUCAGCGGUCUGGUGAUUCGGGGCUUCCGGCGCCCCCUGCAGGCAGACGACUUGUGGACGCUGCGUGACCAGGACUCGUCGGAGCGGAUCAUGAGUGAGCUCGAAGCCGCCUGGACGCAAAAACGUGCCGAGCAGCGAAGGCCGUCGGCGACGUCGGAGAAAAGCUGGCUGCUGAAGAAGCCCCCCAAAAAGCGCAGCUAUAUUUCCUCGUUCCUGCGUGCCCUGGGGCGGAGCUUCGGGCCCUACUUCCUGACGGGGACCUUGUGCCUCCUCCUGCACGACGCCUUCAUGUUUGCUGUCCCGCAGGUGCUCAGUCUUCUGCUGGGCUUCAUGCGGGACGAGGACCCGGCCAUGUGGAAGGGCUUCCUGUUCGCCGGCCUGCUCUUCCUCUUGUCUUGCCUCCAGUCGCUGCUAAACCAUCAGUACAUGUACCGAUGCUUCACGCUCGGAAUGAGGCUCAAGAGCGCCGUCAUGGCCCUCGUCUACAGGAAGUGUCUGGUGAUGAGCAGCGCCGCUCGCCGGCAGUGCACGGUGGGAGAAGUCAUCAACCUGAUUUCCGUGGACACCCAGAAGAUGAUGGACUUUGUGGUUUACGUAAACAGUGUGUGGGUGGCGCCCAUCGAGAUCGCUUUGUGUUUCUACUUCCUGUCCAACCUGCUGGGUUUGUCCGCGUUGGCCGGCAUCGGCGCCGUCAUCCUGAUCUUCCCUCUGAACGGACUCAUCGCGAAGUUGCGGAGCAAGCUGCAGGAAGUGCAGUUGGACUUCAUGGACGGCCGCAUCAAGCUGAUGAACGAGAUCGUGAGCGGGGUGAAGAUCCUCAAGUUCUACGCCUGGGAGAACGCCUUCUUGCGUCGCGUCGGCAUCCUGCGAGACGGCGAACUGGAGGCCCUGAAGAAGUCGCAAGUCCUCUAUUCGGUCUCGCUUGCCUCCUUCAACUCGUCCUCCUUCCUGAUCGCCUUUGCCGUGUUCGCCGUUUACGUGCUGAUUGAUGAGCGCAACGUUCUGGACGCGCAGAAGAUUUUUGUGUCGGUCGCUCUCAUCAAUAUCCUGAAAACUCCUUUGAGUCAGCUGCCUUUCGCCAUGAGCACCACAUUGCAGGCUUUCGUUUCACUCCGACGUUUGGGGAACUUCCUGUGCCAAGACGAACUGAAUUCGGACAAUGUGGAAAAACUUCCCCUUUCCGACGACGGCGACGCAGUUCUGAUCCAAGACGGGCACUUCGCUUGGUGCCAUGACGGAGCGCCGUGCUUGCAGGGAAUCAACUUGAAGGUGAAAAGCAACACACUGGUGGCCGUGGUGGGCCACGUGGGAUCGGGAAAGUCUUCGUUGCUCUCGGCCAUCUUGGGAGAGAUGGCGAGGAGGAGGGGCUCCGUCCUGAUCAGGGGUUCCGUGGCGUACGUUCCUCAGCAGGCCUGGAUUCAAAACGCCACGCUGGAGGAGAACAUUUUAUUCGGCCUGGAGAGGAAGGAAAGCUGGUAUCACCGCGUCCUGGAAGCCUGCGCUCUGUUGCCGGAUCUGGAACUACUCCCGGCCGGCGACGCCACCGAGAUCGGGGAAAAGGGCUUGAACUUGUCCGGAGGUCAGAAGCAGAGGAUAAGCUUGGCCCGAGCAGUGUACAGGAAGUCCGACGUGUACCUGCUGGACGACCCGCUGUCCGCCGUCGACGCGCACGUGGGCCAGCACAUCUUCGAUCGAGUCAUUGGACCCAAAGGACUUCUGAAGAGCAAGACACGAGUGCUGGUCACCCACAGCCUCAGCCUGUUGUCCAGGGCCGACUUGGUGCUGGUGAUGGAGGACGGCCGCGUCUCCGAGAUGGGCUCGUACUCGCAGCUGUUGGAACGCAAAGGAGCUUUUGCCAAAUUGAUUGACAAUUUUAGCGGGAAUCAGCCCAGAGAAAGCUCCGCCUACAAGCGCGUCAGCAGGAAGUCGUUGUCCCGCCUGAGUUUCACCGACUACUCGAUUGAUCUUUCUCAGGAGCAGCUCAUCAGCUGCGACAUGAGCGGCGCCAGCGUUCAGGUGGUGGGACUCCACGAAGACUUGCCUUCGGAUUGUUCCGGCAAACUCACCCAGCCCGACAAGGCUCACGUUGGGAGAGUGAAGCUGCAAGUAUAUGGCGACUACUUCCGAACCGUGGGCCUGUCCUUCAUCAUGACCAUCGUUUUCCUGUGCGCCUUCCAGCAGGCCGCCUCGUUGGCGUACAGCUACUGGCUCAGCCUGUGGGCCGACGACCGCCCCGUCAACGGCACCCAGAUGGAUCAUAUGCUCAGACUCGGCGUGUUUGGAGCUCUGGGCUUGACUCAAGGUCUGGCCAUGUUUGGGACGACGCUGGCCGUGGCGCUGGGCGGGAUCGUCGCCUCGCGCCACCUUCACGCCGAUCUGCUCUACAACGUCCUGCGUUCGCCCAUGUCCUUUUUUGAGACGACGCCCAGCGGGAACCUCCUCAACCGCUUCUCCAAGGAGAUCGACGCCAUUGACUGCAUGAUUCCCGAAGGCCUCAAGAUGAUGCUGGGCUACCUGUUCAAGCUCCUGGAAGUGUGCAUCAUCGUCCUGGUGGCCACGCCCUUCAGCGGCCUGGUGCUGCUCCCGCUCGCCUGCCUCUACGUCUUCAUCCAGAGCUUCUACGUGGCGGCGUCCUGUCAGCUGCGGCGACUGGAGGCGGUCAGUCGCUCUCCCAUCUACAGUCACUUCAACGAAACGGUGCAGGGCGUCUGUGUCAUCCGAGCCUUCGGCGAGCAGAAACGUUUUGUGCAGCAGGCCCAGCGUCGCAUCGACAAGAACCAAGAAGCUUAUUUCCCGCGAUUCGUGGCGACCAGAUGGCUGGCGGUCAAUCUGGAGUUUCUGGGCAAUCUUCUGGUUCUGGCUGCCGCUAUCUUGUCGGUGCGAAGUCGGGACGAGCUCAGUCCUGGCGUGGUGGGUUUGGCGCUGUCUCACUCGCUUCAGGUGACCGGGAUCCUGAGCUGGAUCGUUCGGUCCUGGACUGACGUGGAGAACAACAUCGUGUCGGUGGAGCGAGUCCAGGAGUACGCAAACACGCCCAAAGAGGCAGCUUGGCUGACGGAGAACAAUCACCUCACGGGUGAUUGGCCGACGACGGGGAGCAUCCAGUUUGAGGACUACGGGUUGCAGUAUCGGAAAGGUCUGGACUGGGCCUUGAAGGGGAUCUCCGUCAAUAUCCAAGACAAAGAGAAGGUGGGGAUCGUCGGUAGGACGGGAGCGGGGAAGUCGUCUUUGGCUUUGGCAAUUUUUCGUAUUCUGGAAGCGGCCAGUGGGCGCAUCUACAUCGAUGAAGUGGAUAUUGCUCAGCUCGGCCUACGGGAUCUUCGCUCCAGGAUCACCAUCAUUCCUCAGGAUCCGGUGCUGUUUUCCGGCUCCCUCAGGAUGAACCUGGACCCUUUCGACGACUGUUCCGACGAGGAGCUGUGGCGAGCGUUGGAACUCGCUCAUCUCAGCGCCUUUGUGCGGGCGCUACCCGACAAGCUGCAGCAUCAGUGCUGCGAAGGAGGCGAGAACCUCAGUGUCGGUCAGCGGCAGCUGUUGUGUUUAGCGAGAGCUCUGCUGAGGAAAAGCAAAAUCCUCCUCCUGGACGAAGCCACGGCCGCUGUGGACCUGGAGAUGGACCAGCUGAUCCAGUCCACCAUCCGGACUCACUUCAACCACUGCACCGUCCUCACCAUCGCCCACCGACUCAACACCGUCAUGGACUGCAACAGGAUCAUGGUGAUGGAGCGCGGCGCCAUCGUGGAGGUGGACGCCCCCGCCCGGCUCAUCCAGCAACAAGGACACUUCUACCAAAUGUGCCACCAGGCCGGAUUAGUCUGACGGCGCAUGAGAUGUGUGCUUGUGAAGACGCGCGUUGCCGUUAGCGCGCGUUGCCGUUAGCGCGCGGUGCGUCGACCCUUGACCGGCACAGGUCGCCGCUUCCUGUUGGCGCCGCUGAUAAGACACAGCACUUUUUCCACGCUCACAUGACAACGGAGCACGACCGAUCUUGAACUCUGACCACGUUUGUUGCGUGUUCUCUCAGCGGCCCCUUCAUUAGGUACGCUCGAUCUCUCUUGACGAUUCGUGCCUUGGGUGGAUCGUUUUUACAUCAGUCAAAAAUAUUCGGAACAACCUCUAUUAGCGAUCAAAAUAAAGCGAUAAAUGUGUGAAGAUCCAAAGUGCCUUGGCCGUGAAUGCAUUUGGGAGAGAAUCUCCACCUUUUUGUGUGUGUUUAGGUCUAUAGGACUGUUUGUGGCAGG
Hippocampus zosterae (dwarf seahorse) is the source of this 4925-nucleotide messenger RNA. RefSeq names its product multidrug resistance-associated protein 1-like. The transcript is spliced from 30 exons. Gene Ontology annotation, biological process: transmembrane transport. NCBI's taxonomy places the organism in Eukaryota, Metazoa, Chordata, Actinopteri, Syngnathiformes, Syngnathidae. Gene Ontology annotation, molecular function: ABC-type transporter activity; ATP hydrolysis activity; ATP binding. Bases 31 to 4503 code for a protein of 1490 amino acids. The record is from RefSeq and is a predicted model, not a curated record. Gene Ontology annotation, cellular component: membrane.